Populus nigra (black poplar) is the source of this 644-nucleotide messenger RNA. Its product is annotated as subtilisin-like protease SBT5.3. The record is from RefSeq and is a predicted model, not a curated record. Lineage: Eukaryota; Viridiplantae; Streptophyta; Magnoliopsida; Malpighiales; Salicaceae. Gene Ontology annotation, molecular function: serine-type endopeptidase activity. The annotation marks the transcript as partial. Gene Ontology annotation, biological process: proteolysis. The transcript has a single exon.
AACAAAACUUUUGAUGUUUAUGAUGUUCCAGCCAGAACAAGUAGCACUGCUAGACAGCCAAUAGCCGACGCUUCUGCUGCGGAGGCAACCCCCUUCAACUAUGGUUCAGGACAUCUGCGGCCAAACCGCGCGAUGGAUCCUGGGUUGGUCUCUGACUUAACCACCACGGAUUACUUGAAUUUUCUGUGCUCCAUCGGCUAUAAUGCAACCCAGAUGUCAAUAUUCAUCGAAGAGCCAUAUGCUUGCCCACCAAAGAAUAUCAGUUUGUUGAACUUCAACUAUCCUUCAAUUACUGUCCCUAAUCUCUCAGGAAAUGUCACGCUGACUAGAACCUUAAAGAACGCGGGAACUCCAGGAUUAUACACAGUUCGUGUCAAGAAGCCUGAUGGAAUAUUAGUUAAGGUAGAGCCAGCGAGUUUGAAAUUCAGCAAGCUAAAUGAAGAGAGAACUUUCAAGGUCAUACUGAAGGCUAAGGACAAUUGGUUUAGCAGUUCUUACGUGUUUGGAGGGCUCACAUGGUCAGAUGGUGUGCACCAUGUUAGGAGUCCUUUUGUGGUCAGGAAGGCAGUGAACCCAACUUCGAAUUAAAUGAAUUUGUUCUAGCUAGUCUAAGAUUGAAUUAUGUUAAAAAAAUUAUUUUUGUC